AGCGGCGGUCGCGCGGUAUGUCGCGUCGGUUGCUCCGGCCGCGUCAGAGACAUUCUCGUUCGCAGGCGGCAGCGGAGCCCGCGCCUGUAGCAGAGCCCCCGCCGGCGCCCGAGCCGGAGCCCCAGCCGCCGUCCGACGACGAGAGGGAACCGGGGGACUGGCGGUCGUCACGUCCGGCGUCCCCGCCGCAGCGUCCUGACGACGUCUCUGAAGCUUCCGAAGCGACAGCGCGUCCUAGGAACGAGCCUGCUAGCCGUUACGCCAACCUUAACUUCUGGAAAGCUAGACGAGUGACCUUCUACAGAAAUGGCGACCCGUUCCAUCCAGGUGUGGAGUUCCGAUUUAAACCGGGCAGAGAUCUGGCGUCGAUGGAUGCUUUGCUGGACAGAUUAUCGGAGAGAUUGGAACUGCCGAGAGGAGCGAGGUUCAUAUUCGGUAUGGAUGGCGAUAGGAAGUAUAGACUGGAAGAGCUUGAAGAUGGCGCUUCGUAUGUGGUGUCUUCAUACAAAACUUUUAAGGCAGCAAGUUACGGCAAAAAGAACGGCAUGUGGUACGGCGGCACGACCCCCGCGGCGGCCCCGAGCGGCUGGUCGCGCGCCGGCACCCGCAAGCAGUCCGUGGCCGAGUCCGACGCGCCCCCGCCGGGCGGCGGCAAGCCCACGUCCGGCCGUGUUAUACGGAUCAUUAACAACAUGGACCACUCUAUACAGUGCCGUGUCUUGUUAAACCUGCGUACCACGCAGCCUUUCGAAGAGGUCCUGGAGGAUUUGGGACAAGUACUGAAAAUGAGCGGAGCCAAACGAAUGUACACAAUCACUGGACAAGAGGUGAGAAGUUUCUCCCAGCUUCGCAACGAGUUUGCUGACGUGGAAACCUUCUACCUGGGCACAAUGAUGGUCGCACCAGCUCUGAGCCCCGGAGUCAGCGCGCCACUGCCAGUCGAAUCUCCUAUGAGAAGGUCUCGAUCCCGAGGUAACGUGGCCGCAGCCCCAGCCUCCGAUGAGGUGUCAGUGCGCGGGCGGCGCGCACGCAGCAAGAGCCGACCGAGGGUGCUGUACGCACCUGAAGGAGAAAUCGUUCGUAAUUCAGAUUACACUCUACUGGAGGUACUAAAGGAGGAGCCGAUCCGCGUAACUAUCCGCGGUCUCAGACGCACCUUCUACCCGCCCAUCCACCACGCUCCCGUUGACAACGCGCCGCCAGAGAAGAAGCUCGCACUGGAAUGGGUCUACGGCUACCGAGGCUCCGACUGCCGACGAAACCUCUGGGUGCUGCCCACUGGAGAGCUCUUGUACUACGUCGCAGCCGUCGCCAUCAUGUACGACCGCGACGAGGAAUCACAGCGGCAUUACACGGGACAUACUGAGGACAUACAGUGCAUGGAACUGCACCCCUCCCGCGAGCUAGUAGCAAGCGGCCAGCGCGCCGGUCGCGGGCGCCGCGCGCAGGCCCACGUCCGUAUCUGGAGCACCGACACUUUGCAGACUCUCCACGUUUUUGGAAUGGCUGAGUUUGAAGCUGGCGUCUCUGCUGUUGCUUUUUCACAACUGAACGGAGGCAGCUACGUACUGGCUGUGGAUGCCGGCCGUGAGAGCAUUCUCUCCGUGUGGCAGUGGCAAUGGGGACACCUGCUGGGUAAAGUUGCGACACUACAAGAAGAGCUGACGGGCGCCGCCUUCCACCCCCUGGAUGACAACCUCCUCAUCACACACGGGAAAGGACAUCUGGCGUUCUGGAACCGGCGGAAAGAUGGGUUCUUCGAGCGGACUGAUAUUAUUAAACCUCCCUCUCGCACACACGUGACAGCGCUACAGUUCGAGCAGGACGGCGACGUGGUCACAGCCGAUAGCGACGGCUUCAUCACUGUGUAUAGCGUCGACAGCGACGGUGCAUAUUUCGUGAGGAUGGAGUUUGAGGCGCACAUUAAGGGCAUCAGCUCCCUGGUGAUGCUUUCGGAAGGAACUCUCAUUUCCGGCGGAGAGAAGGACAGAAAGAUAGCGGCAUGGGAUUCUCUGCAAAAUUAUAAGAGGAUAACUGAGACAAAGCUGCCUGAAUCUGCUGGCGGAGUGCGCAGCAUCUACCCUCAAAGACCAGGUCGCAACGACGGUAACCUCUAUGUUGGGACCACUCGCAACAAUGUUAUGGAAGGAUCAUUACAGAGACGAUUCAAUCAGGUUAUUUUUGGUCACCACAAGCAGCUCAUGGGCCUGGCCGUCCACCCGGACGAUGAAAUGUUCGCGACAGCCGGACACGAUAAGAACAUCGCCUUGUGGCGCGGACACAAACUUGUGUUUGCUACUCAAGUUGGAUACGAAUGCGUGUCUCUCGCUUGGCACCCAGGCGGCGGUGCGCUAGCGGCCGGCAGUACUGAGGGACAUUUGGUGGUGUUGAACGCUGACGCCGGAGCACACGUAGCCACACUACGUGUUUGUGGAUCGCCGCUUAAUUGCUUGAUGUAUAAUUCAGCUGGAGACCUGCUCGCCAUCGGCUCCCAAAAUGGCAGCAUCUACCUAUUCCGCGUGUCCCGCGAUGGCUUCUCCUACAAGAAGUCCAACAAGAUCCGCGGAGCACAACCACUGGUGCAGCUAGACUGGAGUCUGGACGGCAACUACCUGCAGACCGUCACAGCUGACUACGACUUGGCUUUCUGGGACAUAAAGUCCUUGUCGCCAGAAAAGAGCCCGAUAGCAAUGAAGGAUGUCAAAUGGUCCACGUUUAACUCUACCGUCGGAUUUUUAGUUUCUGGAAUGUGGAACAACAGAUUCUACCCAAUGACGUCUCUGAUAUCGACUGCUAGUCGGUCAGCUGCGCACGACCUGUUGAUCAGCGGAGAUUCUGACGGAUAUCUGCGCUUGUUCAGAUACCCCUGCGCCAGUCCCAAAGCGGAAUACAACGAGAUGAAAGUGUACAGCGGCUCCGUGUACUGCGCGCGCUUCCUCUUCAACGACCGCUGCCUGGUGACCGCCGGGGGCUCCGACGCCGCGCUGAUGCUGUGGGAGCUGGUGGACGACUAGCACGAGGCCCCCCGGCCGCCCGCCGUCGUGGUCGCGCCCCCCACCCCCU
This is a messenger RNA of Cydia splendana, 3063 nucleotides long. It is a transcript of the gene DCX-EMAP, whose product is annotated as echinoderm microtubule-associated protein-like CG42247. The transcript has 19 exons. Gene Ontology annotation, cellular component: mitotic spindle. Gene Ontology annotation, molecular function: microtubule binding. Gene Ontology annotation, biological process: intracellular signal transduction; microtubule cytoskeleton organization. Bases 18 to 3014 code for a protein of 998 amino acids. The record is from RefSeq and is a predicted model, not a curated record. NCBI's taxonomy places the organism in Eukaryota, Metazoa, Arthropoda, Insecta, Lepidoptera, Tortricidae.